Molecule: messenger RNA, 1000 nt
Organism: Porites lobata
Lineage: Eukaryota; Metazoa; Cnidaria; Anthozoa; Scleractinia; Poritidae
Source: the annotation of a GenBank genome assembly
GUGUGUAGCACCAAAUCCUUCACCACUGCCUAUGAGACUGCUCCUGGUUUAGUUUAUCCAGCUACUCUUAUGAGCAUGCUUCCCGACAUAAACUCCAGGUUUCAAAAAGGGGUACAACAAUGUGCUGCUGAGUUCUUUCAGGAAUACUGUCGUUAUCUUGGCUAUAGAUUCAAUGAGUGCCAAAACAAUGGUUUCAUUCCCCAGCACAUUGAUUUGUCAUAUUUGAAAACAUUUUUUUUCAAUCUGAGAAGUGAAAUACUUUGCUUGAAGUGUAACACUGUGAGCUGCAACUCUAGCAUGGAGACACUUCUUCCUCUUCACCUUGCCCAGGUAACAACCUACGUGUAGUAUAAUGAAGAAGUAGAAAAGAGAAGAUAUGUUAGGUCUCAGCAAAUGAUCACUGAUAUGGUGGCUUAUUUUCUGAAAAUACAUCUUGAAAGCAUGCUAAACAAUCAUGGUUAACAUACUGAUCACAUCUUGUUAAUUACUUGCCAAAUUAACCAUCACAGGGGUCAAAAGUCAAUAAUGAAAGCCGCUUGGAAAAUACAGUGUUACUAUGAAAGCCACAAAACAUACAUAUAAGGCUGUAAAAAAUCACAUAAUUGAUUAAGUUUUCUAAAGUAAUAUAAUUAUGAAACAUGAGACACUGGUUUGUCACAAGAGAUCAAACACUUGCACCGUAAAGAAUGACUUCUCCUAACCUGGAGGUGUUACUGCUACUUUUCCAAAAAACUUUUUAGAAAAUAAGAAAUAUAUAAGCGUAAGGGUGAAAAGAUAGGGAGAUUUCCAUUACUUUGUACUCCUUUGUACUUUCUUUUAAUUAUGAAUUAUACUGACUGAGGGGUUAAAAGGGGAAUGGGAAAAGUAGCAAGGAAAAUCAAUUGUUCUGCUAUUCAAAUGAUUUUAAUCACAUUUUCAUUAGGGAAGCAGUCUUCAGGAGCUUGUAAAGGCUCAUAGCCAACCAGUACAGCUGGAGACACCAUACAUGUGCUACAAGUAA